Saccharomyces paradoxus is the source of this 300-nucleotide messenger RNA. RefSeq names its product Mco12p (gene MCO12). The record is from RefSeq and is a predicted model, not a curated record. The transcript has a single exon. NCBI's taxonomy places the organism in Eukaryota, Fungi, Ascomycota, Saccharomycetes, Saccharomycetales, Saccharomycetaceae. Bases 1 to 300 code for a protein of 99 amino acids. Gene Ontology annotation, cellular component: cytoplasm.
AUGUUGGGAAUGAUAAGGUGGGUAGUAGAGGGGACAUUGGUAGCGAUGCUCUUGUCGGCAAUAAGAAGAGAAACGGGAAUGAUAUUCUUCUACAACCAGUAUCAGCUGGGCGGUUGGAUACAUAGGUAUCUGUCAUGGGGAGAGAUGUGUUACUCAAGGACGGUGAAGAUGGUAAAACGUUCUAAGUUUUUCAGGAAGCAGUUGAAUGAGGAUGGGUUUGGACGCAUCAAUGAUAACAGUCCAAAAGGAAGGGGAAGGGAUCAAUCUCAAUACAGUAGUAGGUUUGUAGAACUAGAUUAA